Strongylocentrotus purpuratus (purple sea urchin) is the source of this 3127-nucleotide messenger RNA. RefSeq lists its product as uncharacterized. The record is from RefSeq and is a predicted model, not a curated record. Bases 231 to 2510 code for a protein of 759 amino acids. Gene Ontology annotation, biological process: positive regulation of canonical NF-kappaB signal transduction; positive regulation of JNK cascade. Gene Ontology annotation, molecular function: signaling receptor activity; protein binding. NCBI's taxonomy places the organism in Eukaryota, Metazoa, Echinodermata, Echinoidea, Camarodonta, Strongylocentrotidae. Gene Ontology annotation, cellular component: plasma membrane. The transcript is spliced from 11 exons.
UGAGCGAGAAAUAGAAUGUUCAAUAAUGUGCAAUCAUAUAUUCCGCAAUUCGGAACACGGGAACAUUGUUAAUGUUUUAACCGAAAACCUUAUUUUUCUUCACUUGUUCUGUGUUAAAACUAGCCCAUAUCGGAAAUUGAAAACACAGGUAAAGGACUUCUUUGUCAAUAGACUUUGCUGUUCUUUCGUUCAGACUUCACCCAAGGUCAGGUACCAUCAAAACAUCAAAUAUGGAUAAACGGAUUUUGAAAUCAUUUCUUCUCUUGAUCUUACUGGAUGCGUUUCCCAAUGUAAUUAGCGGAGGUUGGUUCUGCAACAACCCCUCACCACCGGUUUGCGCCGAUGACUGCGAUGGGAAUGGAUACUAUAUCAGUCCAGAUGAAACUGCGUGCAUUCAAUGUCCACAAUGUUCAGCUGGACAGGAACUUAACAAGGAUUGUGGGAAUGGUCUGAAUGGAGAUGCAGUAUGCAUACCUUGUCCAGAAGGAUUCUUUUCAUUGUCCACGUCACAGCGUUGCACUCAAUGCACCACCUGCACCAAUACAGUGGAGCAGGAAACAUGUCAACUCACACAAAACAGAGUGUGUGGGAAUUGCUUGCCUGGCUUUUUCCGAACGUCUGACCGAUUCUCGACCGACUUUAACGCCUGUCCAAACAGAUGUUCAGACCUUCCCCGUGAUACGCCACAGUGCAGGGAUUGGUGGAGUAAUCAAAGGAGAGAACCGAUAGAGGUAGACCAACCCCCAGAGAUUGCACCUGGUGAAAGGCAUAUUGAAGAGGUGCAUCUAGAUGAUCUUGAUCCAUGUGAACCUAAAACCCCACUAUGCAUUGACCCCUGUCACGAUGGAAACUUCUUCUUGGACUAUGAUGGACUUUGCAAGGCGUGUCUGUCAUGCCAGCCUGGAGAAGAACUCAAUAAGGUUUGCGGUCGAGGGAAGAACGGUGAUGCAUAUUGUCGGCGGUGUCCCGAAGGAACUUUCUCAGAGGACGGGCUACAGAGAUGCUCCCCUUGUCGUAUCUGCGUCAACACUUUGACGACCAAGUGCACUGCUUUAAGAAACACCGAGUGUGGAGAGUGCCUUCCAGGAUAUUACCAAGACGCAGAUGGAUACUUCCCGGACCAGGGAGCCUGCCCGAACAAGUGCCCCGAGUGUCCGAACACCGUUCCACAGUGCCAAGAAUGGUGCGAAUCAAGGAGAAACCCGGACAAGGUUCCCGUCGAUCCUGCAGAGUCCGUCGAGCAAGAUGAUGUCACCCUAGCGGAUGUGGCUGUGGACAUUCCCCAGUCUGGUGCUGACGAUGGAAUCAAUGAUGAGGCUAAACUUCCUCCAGCUAGCCAUGGAUCCUACAUGCUCAUCUUCACAGUUCUCGCAUCCCUUCUCGCUGUCGUCAUCAUCGUCCUCUUUACCGUCCUCUUCGUUUUCCGGUACCUGUGGAAAAGGCCAAGUGUGUCGAAUGCGUCGAUGACAUCGCUCAUACCGAGUCCGAGAUCUUCACCCACUAGUUCACCCCCCAGUACUCCACCAACUGUUUACAAGCCUACAACGUAUCUGUACCCCCCGGAAGGAGGCGAUUGGGAAUUCUUGAGACAUCUGAGAACGGCCUAUCCGCAUCUAACCAGUUCAAGACCCGUUAGUGGAGGUUCAACUGAUGCUGAGAAUGGGUCAUCUGCGGUAUCUACUCGAAUGGUCAAUUCAGCUGGUAGUCUGAACCAUGCUGGACCAUUUCAAUCAGCGGCUGUAACACAAUCUGAUCGAGACCAAAGACCAAUUGAACGGUUGGGUGAUCAGGAAGAUAUAUAUAGGCCAUCAUCAUCGGGAAAGGUCGUUACUGAGAGACCGUCUGGAACUGUCCACCAACAUGUAGAGGGUGAGGAGAAGGUUCCUGGAGGAAUGUUACUCCGUCGCCGCUCUAGCGGCAAUAUCGAAAAUUCAUUGAAGAAGUUACAGAAUAGACACAAUGAAAACACUGCGCCAGGAACGGAGGACGAAGCUGCAUUAUAUCCUACUGAUUCUUCCAGUGACGACGGACCAACCGCAAGUGUUCAAAAGGAUACCAACAACAAUAUGUCUACAUACCCGAAGCAGCUUAGCCGAUCUCUGAAACCAAACACCUCAUCCCACACAACCCUGCCCGAUUUACCAGAGGAAUCCCCUGUCGAGAACUUCACUCACAAGAAGCCCGCCGCCAUUUCGGAUGACCAGAGAAGCAUUGGCAAUAAGUCACCCGGUGACACAAAUUUCACUAUCAACAUCACCAUGAACACAAAAGACGUUGAGACGGUUCAUAUUGGUGAUGUACAUGAUAAACGCAACCUCCACGACGGUGCUCACCAGGGAAUCAAGGCAUCGGAACCACACAACGACGACGAAAACGGUGAAGCUCAAAAAUUGCUCCAUGAGGGCAACAAGCUGACCCGUGGUCGCAGUGGCAACAGUGACGAUGACGACGUCGACGAUGGUGACGAUGAUGGUGAAGGACACAAAUUACUUGAACACAAAUCAUCAUAGGUAUGCAAUACCCAUAAUAUCUCAAAUUAUGUAGGGUAAAUUGUAUACCAAACUCUUAAAACCGCUGUUAACCUAACAUACGGACUAUUACGAUUGCACAUAAAAAACAUUAUGUAACUUAUCACAAUCUCCAAAUCUAUGACAAUAUUCUAAUAAUUGCAUUUUAAAGAUUUAGAUUGAAGCACAUUUUCUUGUUAUAUAUCGGUCCAUGGGCCUUCUAGCCACUCUUCAGAUGGUUCGCUCGACCGACGGCCCACGAGACUGGCAUUCAUUUAUAUCAUACCUUUUAUACGUAUUUCCUCGUUUUGUCGGUCUUGUAGACCGUUGGGAACUUUCUUCUUUUCUAAAUGUCAUUAUGUAUUUGUUGGUUUGUCGGCCUCGUUGGCUGUCAGACUACUGGGAUGACGUCGUUAUUGAAUUCCGACGAAAGUAUAGAUUAUUAUGGGUGUACAGCAUUUGAUUUUAAAUGAUAAAGUUACUCAGAAAAAAAGAUUUCUUUUUUGUUUUUAUAGUAUAGAGGUGAAGGUGUUUACGACAAUGUUAUCUUAUACGUUAAGUACUUACAUAAAUCAAAUACACUAAAUAUUUUUAAAAAUUCCAAUUGAUACAAAACUAGC